Messenger RNA from Spodoptera frugiperda (fall armyworm), 3535 nucleotides. It is a transcript of the gene wupA, whose product is annotated as troponin I. Gene Ontology annotation, biological process: muscle contraction. Lineage: Eukaryota; Metazoa; Arthropoda; Insecta; Lepidoptera; Noctuidae. The record is from RefSeq and is a predicted model, not a curated record. Gene Ontology annotation, cellular component: troponin complex. The transcript has 7 exons. The coding region runs from base 211 to 1047 and encodes 278 amino acids.
GAAGGCGUGCGCUGGUGAGCGGGCGCAGAGUUUGCAGGAGCUCGGGGCGGCGGGGCGCGGGGGACGGGGUGGUGCGCCUACGCGCUGCCCGCCGCACCUUGCCGCCCGCCUCGCACCAGUCAGCAGCUGUGGCUCGUGUUGGCUGAACCAUCUAUAGGGCCAUCCUCUUUUUCUUUGCCUUAGGACUCCUAGACCAACAAAACAAUCACAAUGGCGGAUGAUGAAGCGAAGAAGGCCAAACAGGCCGAAAUCGACCGCAAGCGUGCUGAGGUGCGCAAGCGUAUGGAGGAGGCCUCCAAAGCCAAGAAGGCGAAGAAGGGUUUCAUGACACCUGAGAGGAAGAAGAAGCUCAGGUUGCUGCUGCGUAAGAAAGCCGCUGAGGAACUGAAAAAGGAGCAGGAACGCAAAGCGGCCGAGAGGAGGCGCAUCAUUGAGGAGAGGUGCGGUAAACCCAAGAACGUUGAAGAUGCAAACGAAGAUGCGCUUGUGAGGGUUUGCAAAGAAUACCACACCCGCAUCGGACAGCUCGAAGACGAGAAGUUCGAUCUGGAAUACAUCGUUAAAAGAAAAGAUAUGGAGAUCUCGGACCUGAACUCUCAAGUCAACGACCUUAGAGGCAAAUUCGUCAAACCCACACUAAAGAAGGUGUCCAAAUACGAGAACAAAUUCGCCAAGCUCCAGAAAAAGGCGGCCGAAUUCAACUUCCGUAACCAGUUGAAGGUCGUCAAAAAGAAGGAAUUCACCCUUGAAGAAGAAGACAAAGAGGUAAUUAACAAUACUCAUAUUUACGUACUUCUAGAAGAUAAUCUUGGUAAUUUAGAUGGAGAAUAUAAAGACAAGGAACUUAUUGUACUUUUGGAUGUCAUAGCUAAUAUUGUAGAUGGGUUUGAUAAUAAUAACGUUGUAGUUAAAGCCGUAGAGGCUGAUGUAACUGUAGAAGAAGAAACUAAAACUAUUGCUACUGUAAUUCUGAAACGAAAUAACGUUUUCGGAGAAGACAUGUUCGAAAAAUAUCGAAAUGAUUUAAUAAUUGAUACAUACAAAUGACAACAAAACACGAAUUCUUUCUACACUUGAUACAAUAUUUCGCUAUAUUUUAUUUUCAAUAUAGCAUCUUCUUCAAAAUUACGAUGAUAAAAAGAUAUCAAUCGUUCUCUCUAACAUUCAACUUGUAGUUUAUUGGCUUUACUACUUUCUUCUUCUUUCUUUUUAUCUUUUAACUUAACUUCAAUAAUUCUAUUUACAUAAUUUUCUAUUUCAAUUUUAUUUAAUUCAUUAACUUCAUUAUUUUGAGUUGCUUCUACUACAUCUUGUACAUGGGUUCGAGUCCCAGUACCAUCUGAGUAUUUCUAAAUGCUUAUGUAUUUUAGUAGAUGUGAUGUUUAAUAACCAGCAUCAUUGACCUAAUCAUCUUCUACAGGCCAAGAAAGCGGAGAAAGCUGAUUGGGCUAUUGGAAAGAAGUAGACCAUGUACUAAAACUAACAGUCAAUCUCUUACAAUCAUUCUCUGCUGUUGAACAAAUGAUGACUUAUUUUUUAAUUACCCAUUAAUUUAAUAUAAAAUAAAUCAUUCUUUUCUACGAUAAAUCUUUUGAAUUCCGUAUAACAUCCAAACCUGAUAAAACAAGGUGAGAAAGAGUUUGGAUGACGCGUUAAAUACAGCUUCAACUUUUAUUUAGAUGUGACUUGCAAUCUUGUUAUUAACAUUUUACUUUAAUUUCUCCCCAACCAAAGGCUUACGCUCUACAUUUUAACUACAAAGAGUUUAUCUCUUUAUUCGGUUCUCCCUGCAAAGCUUCGCCGCUCCUCUGUUCUAGGAAUCUAAAUUAAAUACCAAAAGCUUUUUCUUCAAUUUCUUUAGUGACUAACUCUUUCAAAUAAAUCUGCAAGUAGGUCUUUUAAAAUUUUGCUUAAUAUGUGUACAAGAUCUUCAAUUACUUGUCAACAUUAUAUCUACACUUACACUCAUGACAUAUCAGAUACUCGCAUUGUUCCUACAUACCGAUUAACAGACCUAAUCAUUCUACUCUAACUACGUACAAAGGUACGUGCAAACUUCAGCAAACUUUCAAUACUUUUAAAAUUGUAGCAAUUUUCAUAAAUGAAUUACUAAUACUUAAAGAAAAAAUUCACCGGAUUGAAAUGAAGGGGUAGCAGUAAAUAAAAUAAAUGAACCUUAGUUAUUGCCGAGCUAGUCAAAGUAGAAUAGAAACGAAAAUAAUAUUGUUACAAUAUCAUGAUGCGAUGUUUCACAGGGUGGCGCUGCAGGCAAGGUAAAUAGAAAGUAAAGCGACAACGCGUACAGACACGUUUUAAUUUAGACGUUGCUCAUACACGCGGCAUGUUAUAUUUUCAGCACAGCUAUGAGACCGUUAGAGUGGCUACAAUUACCUAGUUUAUUUUUUCACUGAAGCUGAAGAUCUUUGCCAAUUCAAACACAUUAACGAUUGGCAUCAAUUCGUAUUGUAUAUUUCAUCCGUCCACCUGUGUUCAAGGGCGUUGGAGUUUGUCGCUCAUUAGUUCUCCUUAUUGAUUUAGUUUGUCUCAAGGAGAAAUAAUGAGGACAGUUGCGAUUACGCUGCAGUUUGGCCCCUUAGCAGAUUUAUUGUAUAAAGCUUUGUGUGAUACCAACAUGCGUUCCACAGUGCAGACACCCCACACUUGUAUAAUAUUUUAUGCGGUUAUUUUAGGUUGCUCCACAAAACGCUUCGGUUUUCAUAGUUAUGUUUUCUUAGAUGUGUUAUACCUUCGAAGCUUAAAGUGUGUGCUUUACACGAUUACAAUUUGCGAAUAGUAGGUACGCCUGCAAUUCGUGAACCUAUUGUUACACCAUACUAUAUGCCGUUAUGAGGCGUGAUACCAAUUUAUCGCUCAUACAUUCGGCGUAUGGUGCGGUGAGUCUGCCGAUAAACGAGCACAAUUGAAAGCUUAUACCAAGAACCGUGUGAAUUUUAUUUGAAAAAGCGAAAAUUUUCAUUUGAAAUAAAAAUAGCUCCACACAUUGCCUUGGUAUUAUUACAGCAGCAUCUGUAUAUAUUUUACGAGACCUGCUUCCAUUGUUCGAGCAGAUUGUUGAUCGCAGGCGUAUUUAGGAAUAUAGCCGCGAUGCGCUAUCGGCUUCCAAGUGAUUUAAGUAGGGAAUAUUUUUUAACAGAUUUCUUUUUGUGUCCACAGAAAAAACCAGACUGGUCCAAGGGCAAGCCAGGAGAUCAGAAGGUAAAAGAGGAAGAGGUUGAGGCAUGAACUGUAACUCACCCCCACCUACUGUAAGACCUGUACUCUAAGUCAAUUGACAAUUGUUAUUAACUAUCAGCACAUUGUGAUAUGCCUACCUUCCAAGGUCGUCCGUGCCCUACGGACGCAAUCACCCUGUAGGUAUCUACCAACAAGUUCCUCCAUUUGUUAUCUGUGUAUUGUCGAUUGAACACAUCCAUUUCGAACAUGUCAAAUAAUUUUUUAUAAUUAUUUAUUUAUUAAAUAAUGAUUUUUUGUAAGAUAAUACGUUUAAUAAAUUAAUUUUCUGUACUGUAUUACA